CAGAAUGUAAAUGUCCAGGCUUCGAUCAAGUCAUUUGUCAAUAAGAAACAAGUGGCAGUAGCAGCUGUAAUGCCUCAGAGAUCAAGUCCUGCUGUCCAUCCCAUACAGAAAUUAGCUGUGACCCCUAGGCAUUCAGAUCCUUACCCAGUGGAAAUUAUAGAGGAUGAUGAUGAUGAUUUUGAGACACCAGUGUUUUCACAAA
Candidula unifasciata is the source of this 202-nucleotide messenger RNA. Lineage: Eukaryota; Metazoa; Mollusca; Gastropoda; Stylommatophora; Geomitridae. The record is from the annotation of a GenBank genome assembly.